Mercenaria mercenaria is the source of this 5073-nucleotide messenger RNA. Its product is annotated as SAC3 domain-containing protein 1-like. Gene Ontology annotation, cellular component: spindle; nucleus; centrosome. The record is from RefSeq and is a predicted model, not a curated record. The transcript has 8 exons. Lineage: Eukaryota; Metazoa; Mollusca; Bivalvia; Venerida; Veneridae. The coding region runs from base 85 to 1143 and encodes 352 amino acids. Gene Ontology annotation, biological process: centrosome duplication; spindle assembly.
GUGCUUGUUCGCUUUUUCCGGUUUAUUUGGUAUUUACAAAUUUAUAUUAUUUUACAGAUUUUUAUUUAUUCUUAAAGUUUAAAAAUGAUUGGUAAAUGUGAAUCAAUGUGUCCAGAUGCAGAAAUACGCCUCCGAGAGAGAGAAAAUCUGUUACAUCCAUUUGAAGUAGCAGACAAUCAUUCUUCACGUUGCCCUAGAGCAAAUGCCAAGAAGUGUGUAAAGGAAUAUAGAAGGCCUACAGUUGGUAAACAGGAAGUUAACCCUAGUGAAGUUAGGCCUCCAGAUGUCUUGGUGAAAACUGUUGACUAUCUUCUUGACAGAAUAACCACACAGAAGUGCCGAUGGUCAGAGAUCUAUGAUUUUGUGUUUGAUCGGCUGCGAUCAGUACGCCAGGAUCUUGUUGUUCAGGACACACACGGUGCCGACGCUAUUGCUAUACUCGAAAGAGCUGUUAGAUUUCAUAUAUAUUCAGACUACAGGUUAUGUAGAGAACAUAUAGCAGUUUUUGAUGAGAAAAUCAACAGUCAACACACACAGGAAUGUCUAAAACGUUUGAUUAAUUUGUACAACGAGAACUGGGACAUGUCGUGGCCAAAUCGUGUCGAGAUAGAAGCUACCUAUCUUCUAUUUAACCUAGGUGAUUUAGGUGCAAUCAGACACUAUUAUACACUGGAUUAUAGAUUAAGACACACUGCUGAGGUGAAGGAAGCAUAUAAGAUGAGUUGUUCCUAUCUACACAAUAACUGGGUACGAGUCUUCAGGGAAGUUUACAAGUUCAAGUCACCGAUAUACCUUUGUGCUGUGCACAGACAUUUUCCAUACAUACAGAGGAAUGCUUUGUACACAAUGAAUACAGCAUAUUCAAGUAAGAAUCUAAAGUUUCCACUGCAGAAGUUAAAGCAGCUCCUAUUCCUCAACACAGACACUGAGGCCCAGCUGCUGUGUCAGCAGUUUGGUAUCACAAUUGAAGGAACCUCUGUUAAAUUCCUGAAAGCAAGUUUUAAAGAAGAAAAGGUUGAAAGAACACACAGUGAUUAUAUUAAUGACAAACUGAGACAGUGGAACAUUCCAGAUAUCUUGCAAGGAAGAAUUGACACAGAUGCAGACUUAAGUGAAAGUUUUAAAGAGAAGUGCCAGACUUGAUCAGUCAAAAUGGGGAGUAGAAACUGUUGCUUUAUUACAUUUCAAAGCCAGUUUCUAUUAAUUCACACCAUGUGACGGAGUGUCUGGUGUAAAGCAUGCUCUGCACAGUGAGAGUGUUGUCAGUUAGGGAUACUCUGUGAAUGAGUGGUCAAAGUUGCCGGUUUUGAAAUACUUACUUUAACACCUCUUGAUGAUAUUCUGCUUUGUCUGGAAGCCAUCAUACUGGCCUGCUGAGGGUGGCUAGUUUUACCUAGGAGCCAUCAUGAGACAGAAAGAAUGCAGGAAGAGGCACAUUGGGACCCCACUCAUCAAAGCAUUGGAGAGAAAAAUAUAGAUAGUAAAGGAGUUGAAGAAAUCGAUGAAAACCCAUUUGAAAUGGGAUGUCCCUUUUAAAAUUACAGGCAGUUAUCAUCUGCAUGUAAUAAAUUGAUGGAGAUUUCAAGUGUGAUAAAUUUUUCUUUACCAUGUUUAAAUGAAUUAAUUGCAUAUACAUGCAGCUUAUGAAAGUUUUAUAUACAUGGUUUUAAUAUUAUUAUAUUCCUUUGCUCAUUUUGUUGAAAAUUUUACUUGUAAUGAAUUUUUUGUCUCCUUUUUCAUGAUUUAUAAUAGUAUUUUUUAAACAAGUAGAAGUUUAUAAAGAGAAAUCUUUACAUGCUUUUAUGAAAGACAGUGUGUUUUUGUGGACAAUGAAUUGGAAAUACCUCAAAAGAGAAUUGAUAAUAUCUGUUUCCAAUUUUUAUACUUGUUUACAUUGUGAUUUUAAUGCAUUUUAAUCUAUUGAUUGAUCUAUAGAGAUUAUUUGUAUUAUAUUAAGGAAGUGUGUAUUGCAUACAAAUUAAAGUCAUUAUACAGCAUGGGUCGAGUCUUUUUACAUUACAAUACCAAGUAAGAAAUUUGAUUUCUGUUCACAGGGUACAGUGUGCCCUGAUAGAGUUCUUGUUGUUAACCAUAUGAUACACUUCUUUCUUUUAAUGAGCUGAUAUAUAUUUAUGUCACUGUCAGUCUGUAAGAUUAUUAGUUGUUAAUGCACUUGGGUGUUUCAGACAUUUCUUACAUUCACGGGAUUCUAAUGAAAUUUUACACAAAUUUAAGCUUGCUAUGAUGUGCUACGGACAUGUACAGGGGCAUAGAUUGCAAAGAAAUUUUGCAAGAAUUUUUUCUGCAGUAAAUGAUGACUUAGCAACGUUUCAGCAGUAUAUUAUGCUAUAGAUAAAGUUAUUGCACAAUGAAAAAUUGCUGUUUCAGACUCUGUGUUUCAGACUUUAAACAUUCAUGAAUAUGGACCCUGGUCUUUCCAUCCAAGGUCAAGGACAAGGAUACUACGCUCAUGUCAAGUGCGCCAUAUCAGUGGCAUGUGUGUUUUAAAACACCUUUUUAGCUCAUCUGAUUUUUUGAAAAAAAAUGAUGAGUUAUUGUCAUCACUUGAGUGGUUGUCGGCGUCGGCAUCUGCGUCGGCGUUGCCUGGUUAAGUUUUAUGUUUAGGUCAGCUUUUCUCCUAAACUAUCAAAGCUAUUGCUUUGAAACUUGGAAUACUUGUUCACCAUCAUAAGCUGACCCUGUACGUCAAGAAACAUAACUCCAUCUUGCAAGAAUUAUUGCCCCUUUUGGACUUAGAAAAUCAGUUUUCUUGGUUAAGUUUUAUGUUUAGGUCAGCUUUUAUCCUAAACUAUCAAAGCUAUUCCUUUAAAACUUGCAACACUUGUUCACCAUCAUAAGCUGACCCUGUACAGCAAGAAACAUAACUCCAUCCUGCUUUUUGCAAGGUUUAUGGCCCCUUUUGGACUUAGAAAAUAUCAGAUUUCUUGGUUAAGUUUUAUGUUUAGGUCAACUUUUUCUCUUAAACUAUCAAAGCUAUUGCUUUAAAACUUGCAACUCUUGUUCACCAUCAUAAGCUGACCCUGUACAGCAAGCAACAUAACUCCAUCCUGCUUUUUGCAAUAAUUAUUGCCCCUUUUGGACUUAGAAAAAUCAUUUUCUUGGUUGAAUAUUAUGUUUAAGUCAACUUUUCUCAUAAACUAUCAAAGCUAUUGCUUUAAAACUUGCAACAGUUUUUCACCAUCAUAAGUGGACACUGUACAUCAAGAAACAUAACUCUAUCCUGCUUUUUGCAAGAGUGAUGGCCCUUUUUAGACUUAGAAAAUCAUGGGUAGGACAAUAUUUCUAUUAUACAAAAAAAAUCAGAUGAGCGUCAGCACCGGCAAGGCGGUGCUCUUGUUUAUGUUACGUACUAUUGUGCUGGUAGAAACUUACUGCUUUGCCAAUUCUGUUUACUAGAAUGUUCUUAUUUAUUAGACUAAGUGUGUUUUACUUUUAGAGUGAGUUCAUGGUUUGAUAAGUAGAAAAUUGGCUCAAAAUGGCAUACAAGUUUGAUCUUCUUCUGGAUACUGAUUGAUGAAUAAGUGUUGUCCUCAGAAGUAUGAAUUAAGGUAAAAAUGUAAAGUCUCUUGUUUAAUUAAGCACUUUGGUAAUCGGCGAAAGUCCACACCUGGAAUGACUGGAUCAACUUAUUUCCAAACCGGCGCCAUGUGUCAUAUUUAUCCUGUAGUAACCAGUCUAGGCCAGUAUUGUUGGAAACGUACCAGUUUGAGUAAAUCACCUAGCACUGAACUAGCACCUGGGGUCUUCCUCCACAGUCAAAGCUGGAAACUCGCCAUAUGACCUAUAUUUGUGUCGGUGUGACGUUAAACCCAACAAACAAAAUAAAUCAGUACCUAAAGUUUGUAUUGUUAAAUGCUUUUAAAUGUCUUAAUUAUUAGCUCUUAAGAUGCAAGAUAGGCAAGAUUAAUAAAAUUCAUAGUAUUAUUCAAAGAUUUAGAGAUAAACUACGUAAUUCUUAGACAGAAUUUGCAUUUUUCUGAUUCUUUUAUGUUGAUAAUGACAGACUUGACGUAAAUGAAUAAUCGUUAGACAUGUAUUAGCAUAAUUCUGUAUUGUUCGUUGAACAAUCUCUCUCCUACUGCUUAAGGAAAUUAAAGGGAUUGUUUUGUAGAUUUUCUCCACUUACCAGACAUUUCUCACGGUGAUCGGGAAUAAAGCAUUGCCCUCUCCGUGUGUGCAAAUGUUCAUGUGUAUGUAUUCAGAAAAUCGAGUAAAGCCCAAAACGCAGUAGUGAGUGAUUGGAUAGUGUAAUAACUUGGUACAAAUUAUUAAAUUUAUUAUUAUUAUGUAUUCUAACACGAUCCGAUUCAUUUUCCUAUUAAACAAAGAAGGCAGAAAACAGUGAAUUAUUAUACAACAAAUCACUGUUCUGACGUCACAAUUAUUACGUCAUGGCGCCAAACGGCAUAGCUGCGCGCUGGAAAAGAAACCGAUUGAAAACGGGCAAAUUUUUAAUGGAUUUCGUCAAGGAUGUACUUAAAAGUCCUUGGUAACGUGUUAGAAUCUAAAUAAUAUAUCUCCUUUAGUGAUUUGCUCUUGAUUAAAUCAUUGUUUGUCGUUCAGAUGCGUAUUAUUAUAUCACUCGGGCUAAGCCCUCGUGAUAUAGCUCUAAUUCCUUCGCAUCUGAACUCCAAACAAUAAUUUAUUCAACGACAAAUCACUGGAUGAGAUAUAAUAUUCCUUAAUUAACUAUUUGUUAUAUAUUAUUGUAUAUAAUUUAUUUUAGUAUCAAGUUAUUAACUGUUAAUGCAUGGAUGAAUAUUCACGUUUCCUUGCCCAAACAUUUAAUUUCAUAUGACGAUAUGCCCUGUGCAAACCUUCUGCUCAAAGGUCAAGGUCACAUGUACAUGUCAAAGAUUAUAGUCCAGUUUAUACCUUGAUUAUGCAUUCGUUGAUAUUCAAAUGAAUUGACACAUUCACUAUGACAAGAGAGUGUGUCUACAUUUGAUUAAAAUACUCUACAUGCGCAGCUGUAGGGGAUAAAUAUUUACAUCUUAAAUUUUCUCUCUACAUGAUUGUAAAACAAAACAAAUAAAACAAAGUAUUGCCUUC